Molecule: messenger RNA, 2997 nt
Organism: Eptesicus fuscus (big brown bat)
Lineage: Eukaryota; Metazoa; Chordata; Mammalia; Chiroptera; Vespertilionidae
Gene: VTA1
Product: vesicle trafficking 1
Exons: 9
Coding region: 224-1018 (264 amino acids)
Biological process (GO): late endosome to vacuole transport via multivesicular body sorting pathway
Cellular component (GO): multivesicular body
Source: RefSeq, a predicted model, not a curated record
CAUACAGCAUCAUCUGAGGACGGCUCAGGAGCAUGACAAGCGGGAUCCCGUGGUAGCCUAUUACUGAAUCAGCCAUCUGUAUUGAGGUUAACCUUUAAAGGACAAGAAGCUGGUAUUUGUUGAUCAUGGUUUUGGUGAUAGCGAAAUGGGAAUAAUUUGAUUUUUGCCUCAAAGGAGAUAGACAGAUAGACUGACUCCACCAUUUUAUUGUCGUUUAUAUGCAAUGCAAACUGGAAUGAAGAUUGAUAGUAAAACUCCUGAAUGUCGUAAAUUUUUAUCAAAGCUAAUGGAUCAGUUAGAAACUCUUAAGAAACAGUUGGGUGAUAAUGAAGCUGUUACUCAAGAAAUAGUUGGUUGUGCCCAUUUGGAGAAUUAUGCUUUGAAAAUGUUUUUGUAUGCAGAUAAUGAAGAUCGGGCUGCACGAUUUCACAAAAACAUGAUCAAGUCCUUCUAUACGGCAAGUCUUUUAAUAGAUGUCAUAACUGUGUUUGGAGAACUUACUGAUGAAAAUGUGAAACACAGAAAAUAUGCAAGGUGGAAGGCAACAUAUAUCCAUAAUUGUUUAAAGAAUGGAGAGACUCCUCAAGCAGGGCCUGUUGGAAUUGAUGAUGAUAAUGAUGUUGAAGAAAAUGAAGAUGUUGGAGCCACCUCCCUGCCCACUCAGCCACCUCAGCCAUCAUCUUCAACUUAUGACCCCAGCAAUAUGCCUUCGAGCAACUAUUCUGGAAUACAGAUUCCUCCCGGUGCACAUGCCCCAGCAAAUACACCAGCAGAAGUGCCUCACAGCACAGGUGUAACAAGUAAUACUCUUCAACCUACUCCACAAACUAUUCCGGCCAUUGAUCCUGCACUUUUCAAUACAGGUUCCCAGGGGGAUAUCUGUCUAACACCCGAGGACUUUGCUAGAGCUCAGAAAUACUGCAAAUAUGCUGGCAGUGCUUUGCAAUACGAAGAUGUCAGCACUGCUGUGCAGAAUCUGCAGAAGGCCCUCAAGUUACUGACUACAGGCAGAGAAUAAAGCCUUUGUACAGCAGAUCCAUGCAUUUUGGCUUACAGAACUAACAGUCCAUUAGCCUCUAUCUUCCACCUAUCAGGAGCACAGUUUUAAGGAAGACUUCAGUUCCAUUGACUAUAACAAUGAAAUCUGUGUCUAUGUAUCAGAUUCCUGUAGAAGCAUUCAUCAGCGGCCUCAACCAGUUUUUAUUGCCCAUUUAGUGGAUCCAGUAAUCUCUGGGUGUAUCGGGCUGAUGUUAAAAAUGCCCAUUGAACUCUGCAUCAAAAAGUGAAAAUACAGUUCUAAAAAAUUUAUUGGGAAUAAGCUUUGUACCUUAAUUUACAUGAUUUAAAAAAUAUUUUAAUUUAUAAUUUGAACAAACAGAGCAUAGUACUUUGCUAUAAAAUUUUAAUUUUAAUAAAGAUGGCCAGAACAUUCCAGAUUAGAAAUGAUGCUUUUUGUUUUCCUCAAAACUUAUAAAACAAGUAUGAACAUCCUAAACCGUUAGAUUAAUCUGAAAGAGAUUAUGUUCAAAAUUCAAUUUAUAUUCAUGUUAUAACUACAUUAAAAGUUUAAAUUUUCAUGGAAAAGAAGAUAAGGAGGUAGAAUCACUUUUAGACUUAAGAAGGAUGUUGGUUUCCCAACUGCUUUUCCUUAUCCUUUGAAGCUUACGGUGAAUUGGUAUUUGCUUCAUAGGCAGCUUGACUGCAUGUAUUAGAGAAUGAAAAAACAGUUUUAGUAAUGCCUGGAAACCUGGUGCUUUAAGUUAGGAUUCUCCUCUGCUGCUAUGGAAUGGUUCUCUAUAGUGUAUAGCUAUGAAUGAUGCAGAAGUUUAUAAGAAAUUAGAUUCUCAGUUGUUAUGUUUAUAAGUUUUAUGGGGAAUUUUGGACUUAAUGUGUCACCUGCAUUUGUGCUGUGUAAAAAAUAAAUGCAAGGAUUCUUUUCACUAGUUCAAUUUACUACAGAGCCAAAUGUCUGUUUUAAUUUGCAUGCUAGAAUUGUCAUUUUUAAGUCAUUAUUUUUAGUUACAGGAAUAUGAUAUUUCUGUAGUAAGACACAAUUUUCUUUAAAAGAGAGAGAUAAAUUUGGUAAAUUUAUCUGUAAUGUAUCUGGUCCAUUUAUUCCACUAAGAUUGAAAUACUUUAACAUAUGGGUCAGCAAACUAUGGUCCAUGGCUUGGCCACCUGUUGUUCAAAUAAAGUUUUAUUGAAUCAAAACCGUACCCAUUCAUUUGUUUUAUCUGUGGUUGCUUUCCACAACUGCAGAAUUGUAUUUCCUACAAGUCUAAAAUAUUUACUAUUUGGCCCCCUAAGAUAAAGUUUGCUGACUCCUGAUCUCAUGGUCUAUCAGAAAGAAAAUGAAUUAUUAACUCCUAAUCAUUUGUGUCUUUUAGUUUUCCUUUGCAUCAGUGUAAUGCUGUGGUAUAGGUUUGAUAGAAUGAGGAUUCAGACAGAAUAAACUGUUCUAAAUUAUUGAAAAAACAAGUCCCAAAUAACAUGCCUCCUGAUUAAUGUUCAUAUCUUUCACAAAUAAAGUCCUACAGCAUUUUGUAGGAUUCAACAUUUACAUCUAGAAAUCCAGUGCCCUGAUAUACUUCUUUAGAACUUUAUUGCAGUAGAAAAGUGGUUAUAAUGAUUAUUAGUGCUUUAAAGAGGUAAAAUUUUUAAUUCACAUCUUAACAUGUCUGGACACAAGAAAAAAAGACAAAACUGUCACCUCUUAUUUCACACUCUAUUUUGUUGUUCCCAGUUGGGAGAAGGAGGGAAGAAGACAGUGUGGGAACCCUGGAACCUCCUGAUAAGUGCGCCAUGGUCUGACAGCCCUUAUCUGUAAGAUGGAAGCAAUACCACCAGACACCUCAGAGUUUGUUCUGAGAGCUGAAUGAGAGAGUAUACAUCAGGUAGUCAGCACAUAGUAGCAAUCUACAAAUGUUCAUUGUUAACAAUGUUAUAUUAUCAAUUGUUAAUAAUAAUUUAUUUCCUGAAUUUCAGGAGAUCCCAGUU